AUGUCGAAUGAAGUCGAUCUCUCUGCCCGCGGCGGCAAGUCCGCCAUUGUCAUAGGCGGAGCAUCCGGGCUAGGCCUUGCCAUUGUCGAGCGCUUUGCUCAUGGAGGCGCCCAUGUCACCAUCGCGGAUGUGGACACCGAGGGUGGCAGCCCCAUUGUCGCCGAGCUCGAAUCCAAAGGCCUCUCCGCCACACUUGUCCGUUGCGACGUGACGGACCACGCCAGCUCCGUGGAAGCAUUUGAACACGCCAUUCGAACCUCUCCAAGUAAGUCCGUUGACGUCGCUGCUUUGGUGGCAGGCGUCAUCGGUGAGCCGGGAAGCCUUGUGGACAUGGUGAUCAAAGGGCAACGGGAGGAGGAACGUGUCACUCCGCCUCAAUUGCGCCAUCCCGCUCUCGACGUGAAUCUCCUGGGCAUCUACAACAGCGCCUACCUUGCGCUGUGCUCGACGGUGGCCUACACGGAUGUGGGAAACUUUGCGGACUAUCAUACAUCCAAGUUCGGCAUUCGAGGUCUCUUUCGCGGCCUCCGCCACGAGACACCGCGUCUAGACGUCCGCACGAACUGUCUGGCGCCGUAUUUUAUGGACACGCCGAUGGUGCAGAACGGCCUGGAAGUGUUCGCCGCGGCGGGGAUGGCUCCAGGCAAAGGCUUCACUUUCGUCCAUGUCGACAAGGUAGUUGACGUGGCAUGCAGAUUCGCCGUCGACGAGAGCCUACAUGGGAGGGCGAUGAUGAUCGUUCCGGAGCCCGAAGGGGUCAUUGACGUGAAGGACGAUAAGGAAGGCCUAUGGGGUGGCGUGGUUUUCAAGGGGACACAGGAGAGAAUGAGGGCUUCCGGGCUGGUCAUCUAA
Cladophialophora carrionii CBS 160.54 is the source of this 852-nucleotide messenger RNA. RefSeq lists its product as uncharacterized. The transcript is spliced from 4 exons. The record is from RefSeq and is a predicted model, not a curated record. NCBI's taxonomy places the organism in Eukaryota, Fungi, Ascomycota, Eurotiomycetes, Chaetothyriales, Herpotrichiellaceae. Bases 1 to 852 code for a protein of 283 amino acids.